Messenger RNA from Varanus komodoensis (Komodo dragon), 930 nucleotides. Its product is annotated as olfactory receptor 13G1-like. The transcript has a single exon. Gene Ontology annotation, cellular component: membrane. The record is from RefSeq and is a predicted model, not a curated record. Gene Ontology annotation, biological process: G protein-coupled receptor signaling pathway. NCBI's taxonomy places the organism in Eukaryota, Metazoa, Chordata, Lepidosauria, Squamata, Varanidae. The coding region runs from base 1 to 930 and encodes 309 amino acids. Gene Ontology annotation, molecular function: G protein-coupled receptor activity; olfactory receptor activity.
AUGAGGAACAAGAGCUGUGUGACCACAUUCAUGAUGAUGGGCCUCUCCGAGCAACCUAAGAUGAAGUUUCUGCUCUUCAUCCUUUUCCUUGGUAUUUAUACCAUUGCCUUAAUUGGAAACAUUGCAAUUAUUGCUGCCAUCCUUUCAUAUCCCAAACUACACAGGCCCAUGUACUUCUUCCUCUUCCAUCUGGCUGUCGUGGACAUUGUGUGCACUUCCACCAUCAUUCCUAAGAUGCUGAGGAACAUUGCAACUUUCAGCUUGGGCAUCUCCUACUCUGGCUGCAUAGCACAGCUCUAUUCCUUCACAUGGUGUCUAGGAGCUGAGAUGGUGCUGUUUACCAUCAUGGCUUAUGAUCGGUAUGUAGCUAUAUGCCACCCUUUGCAUUACACCAUCAUGAUGAGCAAGAAGGUAUGUGUGGCUCUCUCUACAGUGGUGAUCCUCAUAGCCAUUAGUAACUCAUGGGUUCACACUGGCCUGAUAUUGGGGCUCACCUUUUGUGGACCAAAUGGUAUCAAUCACUUCUUCUGUGAGAUCCCUCCACUUCUGGCUCUCUCCUGCAGCCCGGUAAGAAUCAAUGAAGUUUGGGUCUUCAUAGCAGACAUCUUCCUAGCUAUGGGAAACUUCUUACUAACUUGCUUAUCUUACUGCUUCAUUGUUAGGACAAUCCUUAAGAUCAAGACCACUGAAGGGAAGAAAAAGGCCUUCUCCACCUGUUUGUCACACCUUAUUGUUGUGUCCUUAUAUUACUCCACAGUCAUCUAUACUUACAUACGUCCAGCUUCCAGCUACUCCUUUGAGAGGGACAAAGUAGUUGCUGCCCUAUACACACUUAUCACACCCACUCUGAAUCCUAUAGUUUACAGUCUAAGAAACAAAGAUGUCAAGGCUGCUCUCAGAAAAGUCUUCUUCAUCACAUUAGUUAGAUAA